UUGAACGGGGCAAUGCUGAGUGUGUGUUUCCCCUCAUACCCUCCAGUGACCUUAACGCCAAGGACACGUCUGGCCGCACACCCCUCCAUUUGGCUGGUGAGCGGGGCAGUGCGUAGUGUGUAUCUGCCCUCAUGCCCUCAAGUGAUUUUAACACGAAAAACAAGUUUUGCCGCACACCCCUCCACUUGGCUGCUGAACAGGUCAGUGCUGAGUGUGUGUCUGCGCUCAUACCCUCCAGUGACCUUAACACCAAGGACAAGGAUGGCCGCACACCCCUCCACUUGGCUGCUGAGCGGGGCAGUGCUGAGUGUGUGUUUGCCCUCAUGCCCUCCCGUGACCAUAACGCCAAGGACACGGCUGGCUGCAUACCCCUCCAUUUGGCUGCUAUUCGGGGCAGUGCUGAGUGUGUGUAUGGCCUUAUGCUCUCCAGUGACCUUAACAACAAAGACAAGGAUGGCCGCACACCCCUUCACUGGGCUGUUAUGCGGGGCAGUGCUGAGUGUGUGUCUUCCCUCAUACUCUCCAGUGACCUUAGCGACAAGGACAAGGAUGGCCGCACACCCCUCCACUUCACUGCUGAGCGGAGCAUUACUGAGUGUAUGUCUGCCCUCAUACCCUCCACUGACCUUAACGCCAAGGACAAGGAUGGCCGCACAACACGCCACUUGGCUGCUGAGCGGGGCAGUACUGAGUGUGUGUCUGCCCUCAUACCCUCCACUGACCUUAACGCCAAGGACAAGGAUGGCCGCACACCCCUCCACUUGGCUGCUAUGCGGGGCAGUGCUGAGUGUGUGUCUGGCCUUAUAUCCUCCACUGACCUUAACAGUACUGAGUGUGUGUCUGACCUCAUACCCUCCAGUGACCUUAACGCCAAGGACAAGGAUGGCCGCACACCCCUCCACUUGGCUGCUAUGCGGGGCAGUGCUGAGUGUGUCUCUGACCUCAUGCCCUCCAGUGACCUUAACGCCGAAGACAAGGAUGGCCGCACUCCCCUCCACUUGCUUGCUAACGUUUGGUUGGGCAGUGCUGAGUGUGUGUCUGUCCUCAUACCCUCCAGUGACUUUAACACCAAGGACAAGGAUGGCCGCACACCCCUCCACUUGGCUGCUGAGCGGGGCAGUGCUGAGUGUGUGUCUGUCGUCAUACCCUCCAGUGACUUUAACACCAAGGACAAGGAUGGCCGCACACCCCUCCACUUCGCUGCUGAGCGGGGCAGUGCUGAGUGUGUGUCUGUCCUCAUACCCUCCAGUGAUUUUAACACCAAGGGCAAGGAUGGCCGCACACCCCUCCACUUGGCUGCUGAGCGGGGCAGUGCUGAGUGUGUGUCUGUCCUCAUACCCUCCAGUGACUUUACCACCAAGGACAAGGAUGGCCGCACACCCCUCCACUUGGCUGCUGAGCGGGGCAGUGCUGAGUGUGUGUCUGUCCUCAUACCCUCCAGUGACUUUACCACCAAGGACAAGGAUGGCCGCACUCCCCUCCACUUGCCUGCUAACGUUUGGUUGGGCAGUGCUGAGUGUGUGUCUGUCCUCAUACCAUCCAGUGACUUUAACACAAAGGACAAGGAUGGCCGCACACCCUUUCACUUGGCACACCUAUCUAUUUGGCUGCUGAGCGGGGCAGUGCUGAGUGUGUGUCUGUCCUCAUACCAUCCAGUGACUUUACCACCAAGGACAAGGAUGGCCGCACACCCCUCCACUUGGCUGCUGAGCGGGGCAGUGCUGAGUGUGUGUCUGCCCUCAUACCCUCCAGUGACUUUAACACCAAGGGCAAGGAUGGCCGCACACCCUUUCACUUGGCACACCUAUCUAUUUGGCUGCUGAGCGGGCCAGUGCUGAGUGUGUGUUUGCCCUUAUAACCUCCAGUGACUUUAACAGCAAGAACACGGCUGGCCGCACACCCCUCCACUUGGCUGGUAAGCGGGGCAGUACUGAGUGUGUGUUUGCCCUCAUACCCUCCAGUGGCCUUAACGACAAGGACACGGCUGCUGCUUAGGCUGCGUUUACACCAAGCACGUCGCGUCCCGUCACGUCACGUCACGUCACGUCAAGUCAUGAAUCGCCACCCCAGUUUAACACUGAUUUGUAUGGAUAUUUGAAAAAUGCGUUUACACCGGUUCCGUCCAGUCACGUCACGUCACGCCGCGUCGCGUCGCGUCAAGUCAAUAUAUAGAGCUGGUUCUAUUUUUCACCUGACGUGACGUGACGUGACGUGACGGGACGCGACGUGCUUGGUGUAAACGCAGCCUAAUUA
Eriocheir sinensis (Chinese mitten crab) is the source of this 2253-nucleotide messenger RNA. Its product is annotated as serine/threonine-protein phosphatase 6 regulatory ankyrin repeat subunit B-like. The record is from RefSeq and is a predicted model, not a curated record. The transcript has 2 exons. NCBI's taxonomy places the organism in Eukaryota, Metazoa, Arthropoda, Malacostraca, Decapoda, Varunidae. Bases 132 to 1823 code for a protein of 563 amino acids. Gene Ontology annotation, molecular function: protein binding.